Sparassis crispa is the source of this 897-nucleotide messenger RNA. RefSeq lists its product as hypothetical. The transcript has a single exon. The coding region runs from base 1 to 897 and encodes 298 amino acids. The record is from RefSeq and is a predicted model, not a curated record. Lineage: Eukaryota; Fungi; Basidiomycota; Agaricomycetes; Polyporales; Sparassidaceae.
AUGGCGCAGGAGGGUGGUGGCAGUCCAUCGUGGAUGUCGGACGUGGGGUGUGUGGUCAGCGGGGAAGGGGGUCGCAUUGUCGAUGUGACAGCGGGGUGUGUGGUCAGUGCAACAUGUGACCAGGUCAUGAUGCUGUCGUGGCACGCCCCCGGUGUUGGUGGCAUGGUGGGCGCAUCGUCCUGGGCACGUGCCCCUGGCACUAUCGGAGCAGCAUGGUGCAUCGGCGAUGCUGGGUGCACUUAUGCAUCAGCAUCUGCAUGGCGCAUCCUCUGUGCCAGCGGUGUGUCGGUCGCAACGUCCUGGGCAUGCGCCCCUGGUGCUGUCAGCGCGACGUGGUGCGUCAGCGAUGCUGAGCGCAGUCGUGCAUCGGCGUCUGCAUUGCGCACCCUCGGCACUGGCGGUGUGUUGGUCACGAUGUCCGUGGCCUGCACCGUGGUCACUGCGGGCUUCAUUGCGCAGCUGCGGUGUGUCGGUGCACUCGGCGCCACCUGCGCUGUUGGGCGGUCGGUGGCCCAGACAGCGAGGCAUAUUGGCGUUGGGCUGUCGUGGGCUUGCGCCCCUCACGCUGGUGACGUGGUGGGCAUGUCGUUUGCAUCCUGCGCUGUGGCUGUGAUUGUGCAGCUGCACUGCGGUGCUGUGCUCGUGUGCGUCGGUGCCACGCUGUUGUGGUCGCGCACCCCUCAUGCCAGUGACGUGGUGGGUACAUCGUUCAUGUCCUGCAUCACCACUGUCAUGCACGUGCAUACACUGCGAUGCAGUGGUGUCACACAUGAGAGCAUCAGCACUGUUGGUGUCAUUGGGUGUCCGGUGAGGUGGGUGCAUGGCAGCGGCACUGUGGGAGAUGGCAGGGUGGGCAUACCUCGCGCAUUCUGCUUCCUCGGCUCCUGCUCCUGGUAG